Fundulus heteroclitus (mummichog) is the source of this 4228-nucleotide messenger RNA. It is a transcript of the gene tfr1b, whose product is annotated as transferrin receptor 1b. Gene Ontology annotation, cellular component: external side of plasma membrane. The transcript has 19 exons. NCBI's taxonomy places the organism in Eukaryota, Metazoa, Chordata, Actinopteri, Cyprinodontiformes, Fundulidae. The record is from RefSeq and is a predicted model, not a curated record. The coding region runs from base 106 to 2403 and encodes 765 amino acids. Gene Ontology annotation, biological process: iron ion transport; intracellular iron ion homeostasis.
AGAAGAAGUAGGAGAAGAAGAAACAGAAGAAGAAGGGGAGCUACAUUAGCUAGAUAGCGUCAUUCAAUCAGGUCGAGAGCGGCUGCAAGGGAAAAAACAGCAACCAUGGACCGCAUAAGAUCGACGUUUCACAGCUUGAUGAAGAGCGAGCGCUACAGCAGGUUCACCUUGCAGCCGUCGGAGAACGGCGAGAGGCACGCCGAGGUCAACCUGUCCGACUACGCCGUAGACGACGGCGCGGAGGCGCCCGGCUCGCCGAGCUUCAGGCCGGAGCCGCCGCGCCACAGCAGGCGGAACGUCGUGUUUACGGUCCUGGGAGUCCUGAUGCUGUUUCUCGGCGGCUACCUAGUCGGUGCCCUGGUCCAUCAUAAACCCAAGCAGGUGGAGCCCGACUGCGGACAGCGGAUGAGUGAGGCGACGACGGCUGCUGGUGGGGCGACGGCGGCUGCAGGGAAACCCUCGUCGGGGCAGGCCGUGCCGCCUCCGGAGGCCUCGCUGUCCUGGAAGGACCUCACUCAACUCCUGACCGGCAAACUCAGCAGCGAUGUCUUCACAACGACACUGAGGGAGUUUGAUCUGCCCAGCCGCUCAGCAGGAAGCCAGGAAGACACGAGUCUGGCCGACAGGAUCUUCAAGACCUUCCAGACGCUGGAGAUGAAUCCAUGGACCGACGCCCAUUACGUUCAGCUGCAGGUGCCCGACAGCAACAACCCCAACAGCGUUUCCUUUGGUUCAGACGUCAUCAAACCUGUGGGCUAUAUGGCCUACAGCAAACCUGGCAGAGCGGAGGGCCCGCUGGUGUACGGGAACUACGGCCGUCAGCAGGAUCUGGACUAUGUGCAGGGGAAAGUGGACCUGAAAGGCUCGGUGCUGCUGCUGCGAGCUGGAAAGAUCACUUUUGCACAACAGGUGGACAACGCCGCCAGGAUGGGAGCGUCUGCUGUUCUCAUCUACCUGGACACCGAAGAUUACGACGUGGUUACAAACACCGAGCUCUACGGACAUGUCCAUCUUGGCUCCGGUGACCCCUACACCCCUGGAUUCCCGUCCUUCAACCACACCCAGUUCGCCCCCACGAAGUCAGCUGGCCUCCCUCAAAUCCCAGCCCAGACCAUCUCCGCCAACUCGGCUGCAAGUCUUCUCAAGAAAAUUGGUGGCCCUGGAGUCGGUGCAGGCAGCAAUUUCAGGGGGGAACUAAAGUCUGUGUCUUACAAGCUGGGUGGCGUUCAGAACGUCACCGUGGAGGUGAACAACGUGCUGGUCAACAAGAAGAUCCACAAUGUGUUCGGCGUGAUCAAAGGAUUCACUGAUCCUGAUCGUUACGUUGUGCUGGGAGCUCAGCGGGACGCCUGGGGGAGAGGUUACACCAAAGCCACCGUUGGCACCUCCGUGCUGAUUGAGCUGGCCAGGGCGUUCCAAGAGAUGGUGGAGAAAGAUCAGUUCAGGCCAAAGAGAAGCAUAGUAUUUGCCAGCUGGAGCGCUGGAGAGUUUGGGAGCGUUGGCGCCACCGAGUGGCUGGAGGGUUACAUGUCCUCUAUUGACCGAAAUGUCUUAACGUACAUAAACCUGGAUGGAGUGGUGAUGGGUCAGGAAAGCUUCAUCGCCUCUGCGAGUCCGCUGCUGUACAGCCUCAUCGAGAGCACGAUGAAGGAGGUGAUCAUGCCUCGAAGGACUUUGUCAAUGUACUCAGAGCUGGGGAACGACAAGUGGGAGGACAGAGUGCUCAGGACAAUGUCGAUGGAGGAUCCUGCAUAUCCUUUCCUGGCUUUCGCCGGCAUUCCCUCCAUAUCCUUCCACUUCAUCCCAACAAAUACGGAGUCGUACCCGUAUUACGGCACCAACCUGGACAGCAUGGACCACCUGAACUACCAAACCAACCAACGCACCAGCGAGGUGACUGCCUCGGCGGCGCAGUUCGCCGGCCUGAUGACCCUUCGCCUGGUCCACGACCACCUGCUCAGUCUGGACGUGGGUAGAUACUACGGCCCCAUCACCAAAGCUGUGCUACAGAUCUACCAGCGGGUCAACCAGCUCACGCAGGCUGGUCAGCUGAAGGACGUCAGCCCCAACUGGCUUAAUCGGGCUCGCGGCUCCUACAAGCGAGCAGUCGACGACAUCGCCAGCGCCAUCGCCAACACGGACCUGACCGACAAGGAAGCUGCUCGGAUCCUUAACGACAGGAUCAUGAGGGUUGAGCACUCCCUCCUUUCUCCGUACGUCUCUGUCGUUGAGACGCCUUUCCGUCACCUCCUGCUCGGCCACGGCCCCCACACCUUGGCGUCCAUCGCCGAGGCCCAGGACAUGGAGAAGCUGCGCACCCAGCUGGCUCUGGCCACCUGGAACCUGCAGGGAUGUGCCAACGCCAUGGUGGGGAACAUCUGGGACAUCGACGACGAAAUCUAAAGCUUGAUACCGGAAUCUGUACGAGUGUGUGUGUGUGAGAGAGAGAGAGAGAGACAGUGUGUGUGUGAAGCUGCUUGAAGGUUAAAUAUAAAGCGCCAACAUUCAAAUACCUUAAGCACAAGCUGACCAUCUAAGAUCGCAUCAUUUAAAUCCAGGGUUAUAUUCAGUUGGUUUUUCCUCUGAAAUUCACAAAGAUCUACAAGGAGAGGGAGUAAAGAAAUGUAAAAAAAAAAACAAAAAAAAAAAAACUGUGAACCAUAAACACCUAACGGAGAAAAAAACACUGAAAUCCUCAACUCCUACUCCACCAACAACCUCAACGCACUGAGAACCUUAUGUAUACUUUUUUUUUUUUUUUUUUUUCAUAUUUAUCAGUGGCAGUGCCCACUAUAUUUAUUGUUUGUCUUUUUAUACAGCAUUAUCGGAAGCAGUGCCUUCCAUAAUUAUGACGGUUAUACUGUCGAAAGCCACGGCAGCAUCUGCUACAACGACGACUCCCUAAAUGUUGCUGACGGAACGGCGCAUCGGAUGACGUUAGAAUUACACUUUCCUGCCGCUUAUUUCUCCCGUUUGUCCAGAUUUCAUCUCGCAGAAACCCGCGAGACGGUAAAUGCCAGUCGGGAGAAACAAACUGUAGAAAAUCGCGCAAAAUUUGCAAAUGGUUUAUUCCUUAAUAUGAACAAUGGCCUCCAAUUACGUCGAGCUAAGAUUUUAGUAAGAUGGUUCUGUGCGUAAUGGCAGAAGAGCCUUAAAUUUCAUUUAAAAGGAACUAAUUGGUGAUGUAAUUUGCGAGGAAAGCCAUUUAUGUUGCACAGCCUGCGUUGGAGCACUUAUUCGGAUCGUGACGUUAUCGGGAGCAGUGCCUUCCAUAAUUAAAAUCCAUUGUCGGGAGCAGUGCCUUCCAUAAUGACGAGCAGUGACGGUAGUUUUUGCCUACCAUUUUCUGUGUACGGUUAUUUUUGUGUGUGUGUGUGUGUGUAUUUAUCGGGAGCAGAGCCUCUCAUAUUUCACUUCAAGGGUGGAACAGCUUAUCGGGGACAGUGUUUCCCAGAGUUUUAUACUUGAAAUUUUCAUUUGUUGGGUUUGUUUUUUUGGAUUUUGUGUAAGCGUGCGUGUUAGAAACAAGUUUCUGGACCUAUGUAGGUUUUGUGCAGCUGUUUCUUUUCCUUGUUCUAUUCAUGUUUUAAAUAUCAGCACUGGGUGAACAUUUACGGGAGAGGUGGGCAAUUGCAAGCAUCAGGGUUUAGUGAAUUUAAGCCAGACAGUAUAAAUGUCUCCAGUAUCAGAUCGCAAAUGUUUCCUUGGGUGUUAAAUUUGAACAGAACCUCAUUUUAAAAACAUCCAAAAGGAGCAUUGAAGUGCUUUUUUUCUGACACCAUCAGUUGCUGCAAAGCACAGAAUUGUUGCUCCUUAUGGCUUGCCAUAAAUGUGACGCCAUAGAUCCCUUAAAAUCAAAGCUCAGGUUUCAGGCUCCUGUGUGUCUCCAUUAGCAGUACCGGUCAUUCUCGCAUUGCUUUGGUGUGGAGAGAGCAGGGGGUGCUGUUUUUUGCACCCCCUGCAAUACAUUCACGUCUCCUCUAGGGGGCGAGCACCUCUAUUUGAGACGCACUGAAUUAGAUCUUCCAACAGAGAGCAUAAUAUCAUUAUUACAUUAGGCCACUUCGGCAUCAUGAAAUCAUUUAAAAGGGCCGGUUGCACCUGUGUAGAUCACACCUUUUGUUUUCAUAAUUUCAUUCCAGUUCACAUAAAAAUGUAAAAAUAGGUUCACCGAAACAUAAAAUUAUCACCCUUAGGCCCAUUUUAUACAGUUUAUAUGCAAAAAAAA